Messenger RNA from Trichoderma reesei QM6a, 1541 nucleotides. Its product is annotated as transcription factor IID, 55 kDA subunit. Lineage: Eukaryota; Fungi; Ascomycota; Sordariomycetes; Hypocreales; Hypocreaceae. Bases 39 to 1541 code for a protein of 500 amino acids. Gene Ontology annotation, molecular function: RNA polymerase II general transcription initiation factor activity. Gene Ontology annotation, biological process: RNA polymerase II preinitiation complex assembly; transcription initiation at RNA polymerase II promoter. Gene Ontology annotation, cellular component: transcription factor TFIID complex. The transcript has 3 exons. The record is from RefSeq and is a predicted model, not a curated record.
CGCCUCUCUCGAAUCUCCAAAGCAAAAACACCACGACAAUGUCAGCGCCCAGUCCCGGAGGCGAUGCCACCGCGGCUCCUCCAGCGCCCUCGAAGCCGCGCCUCAAAAUCAACGUCAGCCGCUCGGCGUCCUUUGUUGGCGACGGCGCGCCCACGCCUGGAGGAGCGCCUCCGUCUGCAACUGCGCCGCUGCCGACGCCUGGCGAAGGGGCUCGCAAGGUGAAGCUCAAGAUCAGCUCGUCGCAGCCGCCCACGCCGGCGGGCCUGCCGCCGGUGGUGACGACAAAAGCGGGCAGACAAGCGAAACCGAGUCAGAAGCUCAUCGAAAGCAAGAAGCGCUCGCUCAGCGACGACGAAGACGAGGCGCCGCUGCGCGGCGGCGGGACAAAGGUCAAGACGGGAUCCAAGGCUGGGCUCACUCAAUUGGUGCUCAAGCCUCGUGGUCGCCCGCCUGUCCACCCUCCCGGUGAUGGCUACGACUCCGAAGCGAGCGAUAACGAAAUCGAUCCGGCAAUCGAGGAGCAGUUCAUAUUGCGCAUGCUGCCGGGCGAGCACGCCGAUUACGUGCGCUGGUGCAUGGAGAAUGGCAAGAUUGGCCUGCCCAAGUCAGCUGGCGGUGCUGAUCUCUACAUGAGGUUCUUUGAGGAGGAAUCCCGGCGCGCGGUUGUGUGCGUCAAGGGCCAGUGCUUUGCGGCAGUCCUGGUUGAUCUGCCUACCAUUACGGAAUCCAUGAAGACGUGGGACCGCAAGUCGCUCAUGAAGUCGGCCGACAUCUGCCAGAUGCUUUUGGUAUUCCAGGCUGUCAAGAGCGAAGAGGAGGCGAGGCACGUGCCUUUGCCCAGCAUCAUCGAUUCAAACUUCAAGUGGCCACACGGCCUGACACCGCCGAUGCACGACUGCGUGAACAGACGAUUCGCCAAGACCAUCAGCCGCAAGGAAAUCGAGGACAAGGAAGCAGAGGUCGAACGACUUCUCGCCGAGGAUGCUAAAUGCGGCUCUACCAAGUGGGAAUGGGUCGACGAACGCAACAAUGCCGAAGAGGAAGGGGAGGAGGACGCUGAAGGCGAAAUGGACGAUAGUCUCGGCUACUUUGGCCAACAGCAUGAAACCCAAGGGGUGGAGGAAGAGAACGACUUUGACCUUGAAGCCGACCUGGAGGCAGCCUUUGCUGACGAGCUGUUUGCCGAGACCCCUGCCACGGCCAUGGACACGCAGACUCCAACAGCUGCGCUCGCCACUCCAUCGGCGUCGGCGGCCCUACAGGAAAGCAUUGAGCAGAGUGAAUCUGAAGAGGACGAUGACGAUGACGACGACGACGAUGAUGAUGACGACCUCGAUGAAGAUGCACGUGCCCGUCGUGACGAGGAGCACAGCGUCAAGGAAAUGAUCAAUGACUUGACGAGACAACUCGCCUCGCGCGUUGCCGACCUUGAACGGACACAAAACAAGAUUCUCAGGACCCGUCUCGAAAACCAGAUCAAGUCGCUCAAGGCCGAGAUUGCGCUCAAGCAGUCUUCCAUCGGAAUCGAGGCGGACGACUGA